Molecule: messenger RNA, 1513 nt
Organism: Gilbertella persicaria
Lineage: Eukaryota; Fungi; Mucoromycota; Mucoromycetes; Mucorales; Choanephoraceae
Exons: 3
Coding region: 6-1463 (485 amino acids)
Molecular function (GO): protein binding; phosphatidylinositol binding
Source: RefSeq, a predicted model, not a curated record
CAGUCAUGUUUCUUUCUAGAAAAGAAAGAGCUUCAAAAAGUCUACGUAGACUGACAAAAGCAAAGAUAUCUACUCCUGUUACUCAACCAAAUAAUACAAAUCUCGAACUACCUAAAAAGAUUAUUAAAGCACUUUAUGAUUAUCAAGCCAAAGCACCUCAUGAACUCUCAUUUAGAAAAGGUGAUUUUUUUCAUGUUACAGCAAGAGAGAAUGAUCCUGAAUGGUUUGAAGCUUGCAAUCCGGCAUCUAAUCUGAAAGGAAUUGUCCCAGUUGCUUAUUUCCAAGUGAUUGACAAGACAGAACGAAGUCUGAGUGUCAAUCGACCCACUUCUUCUUCUACCACCGCUUCUUCUUCUCUAGCGUCUGAACUUGAUUCUGGAUUCUCAGACCUUUCUAUUCAUGGUAAAAAGAAGCAACAACAACAACAACAACAACAACAACAAGUGUAUGGUAUUGUCAUGUAUGAUUUCAAAGCAGAACGACCUGAUGAAUUAGAUGCUCAAGCAGGAGAAGCCAUUGUGGUUAUUGCUCAAUCAACGCAUGAAUGGUUUAUUGCUAAACCUAUUGGUAGACUAGGUGGUCCUGGAUUGAUCCCUGUCUCGUUUGUACAAGUACGUGAUGCUGUUACUGAUGAACCCAUUGAUGAUAAAGAAGAAACUCGUCUACCUGGUGUAGAUGACUGGAAAAAAAUGACGCAAUUGUAUGAGGCAUCCAGCAUUCCUUUGGGUGCAUUUGAAAAGAAAUCCAUGCGGCAUUCAGGCUCUUCUUCUUCAGAGUCCAUGAAUUAUGAUAUUGUUACUUUUGCCUCUAUUGAUUCUUAUAUUUUAGAGGGAGAUCAAUACUGGUUUGUUGUCUAUGCUCGUGUGAAUGACCAUUGUCAUCGUAUUCUCUAUCGACUUUAUGAAGACUUUUACGAUUUCCAAAUGAGCCUUUUACAAGCUUUUCCUGAGGAAGCAGGUAAUUCAGACCGAGAAAGAAUUAUACCAUUUAUGCCAGGACCACUUCCGACAGUCAAUGAGGCCAUUACUAUGGAACGAAAAGAUGAUCUGAAUCGAUACUGUACCGAACUCUUAAAUUUGCCUAGAUAUCUAUCCGAAUCUGAACUUGUACAGCGACAAUUGUUUGGUAUUCAUGAAGGCGAUAUCGAACUUGACUAUGAUCCUCGCGUCCAUCAUGUUGAACCUGAAAAAGAAGACAUUGUACAUAAACAAGAACCCAAACAGCAAAUCAAAAUCAAGAUUGUUCAUAAAGACGACAUGUUUGCCAUGAAGGUUCCUAUUGAUUGUUCUUUGGACCAUUUAAAGCAAAAAAUAUAUGAACGUAUUCAAGAUCAUCAUGUCAAGUUUGAAUACAAAAACGAAGCAAGUGGCAAGAAUGAACCCCUGGAGGAAGAAGUAGACAUGGAAGCUGCUUUUGUUCAAGCCAUUCAAAAAGGCAAAUUAACCUUGAUAACUAUUGACUAGUUACACACUGACCCGAAAUAAAAAUUAACUUAAUUUUUUUGCCAUUCUAA